CUGGUAGGCACCGGACUAAUGACUUGUUCUGUUCCUCUUCCAUGGCGCCGCUGCUCUGGCCGUCGAGACCUCGGCCGUCCUGUUGCUGCACCAAGCUGCUCGACUCGGACGCUCCCCCGGGACCCCGAGCAGUGCGUCUCCACGGCCUCGUCGGCGCCUCCUUGGUCGCCUACAAGCAGAGUCUCGGUGGGAAGUCCGCUGCAGCCACCCACCUCGCCGUGGACAGUCAGCCUGCCCGGGACGUGCGCAGGACAACAUCGCCGCGAUCCACCGUUUGAGCUGCAGGAGAACUGACAGUGGUUUGCUCAGUAACCAGAUGUUCGUUUCUCUAAUUGCUUUUCCAGUUCCAGGCGCGUUCCAGUUCCGGCCUCGUUAGCAAGUCUCCGCGGCCGGCGAAGGCCUCCAGGACCUUCAGGACCUCCAGGACCUCCAGCUACACCACCAGCCCUCGCUCGCUGUCCUCGUCGUCGUCCUGGGCCCCGCCCUACUUGUGCUGGCACUCCGCGGGGGCAAACAAAUUGUUGCCAAGGGUAGGGAGGUAGCCUAGCCCCGCCGCGACUCAUGACUCGGCCCCUCAGGACCUCGGCCGCCUUGUUGCUGCAGUGCACUACUGUGUUCGACUCGGACGCACCCCUGGGACAUCAAGCAGUGCGUCACCACGGCUUCGCCCGCUCCCUCUUGGUCGCCUACAAGCAGUUUUGUGCCUUUUAGAGAGUCUUCUUCUGAGGCGCGCCUGGUGCUAUGCUCGCAGCCGGCGACGACACCAAGACUCCAGGACCCGCUCCGCCCCCGAUACCCGACAUUUUAGCCUACUAUGAACGCUGCUGCCUUCAAUGUUAUCCCGAACAACUGGAGAAAGGGAGAGAAACCAGUGCGCAGCCCGUGUGUGGAGGUGACUGUCACAAGGAUGAGAAGCAGAACUGGCGCAAGCGAGGGCCACAAGAGGAAGUAAGAAGAUGGCAUUUCAACCUUGCUGUUCCGCCAGAUGGAAGCCUUUCAACUGAAUCAACAAGACGACAAGAACCAUUCAACUGGAUCAACAAGACACGAACCUUUCAACUGGAUCAACAAGAUGACAAGAACCAUUUAACCGGAUCAACAAGUCAAGAACCAUGUAACUGUUUUCUUUGUAAUCACCUUCAUUCAUCUCUGUACAUUUCUACUGACUGGACUAUCUCUUGACGAUGACUUCUUAUUCCUGCCUGUUCCUGCCUUCCUUUUCUUGCAUCGUAGUGGAGUAUGUUUAUGUGGUGUUGGUAAUAACAUUUCGUUUGGGUUUUGCAUGUUUGUGUUGUGCUUGUAAUUUUAUUUGGGGUCUAGGAAUUCUGUGUAAUUUCUUCCUCUCUAACUUGACCAAACUUGACACUUUUCUGAAUAUCUGAGUCAUCUGCACACACUUCUAUCAUGCGUCGUUAAAUCAUAGUAAAACUGUAAAAUUCACUGCUGUAAAUGGUAUUAUUUCACUUAUCACUCUUACGUGAUGUGCUGGUAUGAUAUUGUUUUAUCAGUGUUCAGCAUUUUUCAAAUCAAUUCUUAUUAUUCAGCAGUCUAUGUACCCAUUGUUUUCCCUAGUUAAAUUGAGUCAAUACUACUUAUGUUCUGGUAUAACUGAUACAUGCCCAAAUAAUUACUGUUCGACUUGGGCUUUUGUCUUGUGUGAAAACAUGUGCCACUGUCUUGUCAGCCUGUUAGACAUGCAUUGUUUUAUCAUAGCGAAACUGUAGAACUCACUGCUGUGCUUGUAUGGAAUUGUUUUAUUGGUGUUCAGAAUUUUUCAAAUCAAUUCAUAUUAUUCAGCAAUCAAUGUGCACAUAUUUUUACCUUAGUUAAAAUUGAGUCAAUAAUAGAAUGUUCUGGUCUAACUGAUAUGCCCAAAUAAUUACUGUUCGACUUGGGCUUUUGUCUUAUGUGAAUCCGUGUGCCACUGUCUUGUCAGCCUGUUAGGCGUUAAUGUUUUCGUAAACAUAAAAAUAAAAACAAUUAUUUGAA
Messenger RNA from Frankliniella occidentalis (western flower thrips), 1989 nucleotides. RefSeq lists its product as uncharacterized. The record is from RefSeq and is a predicted model, not a curated record. The transcript is spliced from 6 exons. Bases 742 to 1182 code for a protein of 146 amino acids. NCBI's taxonomy places the organism in Eukaryota, Metazoa, Arthropoda, Insecta, Thysanoptera, Thripidae.